Molecule: messenger RNA, 732 nt
Organism: Emiliania huxleyi CCMP1516
Lineage: Eukaryota; Haptophyta; Isochrysidales; Noelaerhabdaceae
Exons: 4
Coding region: 1-732 (243 amino acids)
Biological process (GO): actin filament bundle assembly
Cellular component (GO): plasma membrane; actin cytoskeleton
Molecular function (GO): actin filament binding
Source: RefSeq, a predicted model, not a curated record
AUGGCUGGCAAUCGUACUAGCGACAACCACACUCCCGCCGUCCCGACUCUCCUCGAGCUAUGCUGCCGCACUGUGGACAGCCUGACCAUCAUCAACCUGGACAACGCGCUGGACGUCCUGCACUUUGGACGGUCACAUUCCAUUCCGGCGCUCAUCCAGCGUGGCGAGGCCUUCAUAGUGAACUCCUUUUCCGGCCUCACCACCAAGCACAGCAGCGACACCCUAGCGGCCGUCAUCGGCGAGCCCAGCUACUCGCGGCUCCGGCGAGAGGCAGAGGAGCUCGCAGAGCAGACGGCAAAGUUGCGCCAGCUGGGCGUGUGCGAGACGUGCCAGAAGUCUGUCUACCCCGCCGAGAGGCUCGCGCCCGUCGAGGGCCGCGUCUGGCACAAGCAGUGCUUCCGGUGCGACCAGUGCGGCUGCAAGCUCACCGUCUCCGCGUUCGCCGCCUGCCAGAUGAUCGACGAGCACCGGCGCGCGUGGGGAGGGAGCCAUUGCGUCCGCUGCGCGAAGCCAGUCUACGCGAUGGAGCGGCAGCUCGCGAGGACGCACCGCGGCGACAACCUCAUCUUUCACAAGGCCUGCUUUCGGUGCGAGGACUGCGGCACGCUGCUGCGGCCAGACAGCUGGGAGGUGCACGGGGACGCGGCGGCGCUCGAGGCUGGACGCGGCGCCCUGUUGUGCCGAGUCCACUUCGCGGCGCGCGUGCAGGCCGAGGGAGGGAACUCUUCAUAG